This is a messenger RNA of Microstroma glucosiphilum, 453 nucleotides long. RefSeq lists its product as hypothetical. The record is from RefSeq and is a predicted model, not a curated record. NCBI's taxonomy places the organism in Eukaryota, Fungi, Basidiomycota, Exobasidiomycetes, Microstromatales, Microstromataceae. Bases 145 to 417 code for a protein of 90 amino acids. The transcript has a single exon.
CUAAACGAUGAUUACUUAUCUUCCUCCCUCCGCCCGCCUCUCCACUUUCACCUCUACUUCCCGAGCUCGGGCUCCAGAAUUUGCCCCUUCUUUCACCCACUCAAAUCGGAAGACCCGGCCCCUCUCUCCCGCACCCAGGGAGCCAUGACUGGCCAUCGGAGGUUUCUCCGAUGUCCUUUCUUCCAACCUCGGGAGCCUCGCGUGAGGUCUGGCUCCCUUGCGCGGCGCCCGCGCCUGCGCUCCCGCCUCUGUCAGCCGCCAGCCGCGACCCGCACCCGCACCCGCACCCGCACCCAGGCGGGCUUCUUAUCCGGAGAAUUUCACGGCCUCUUCAUCAGCAGCGCCAGCGUGUUCACGUGCGAAUCAGCGUCAGGAAUAGUGGUUAGAUUGGAUAGGGAAAGAAGAGGCAAAGUAUAGUACACGAGGACGAUAGAGGGUUGGAGGCGGGAGCCG